Molecule: messenger RNA, 2716 nt
Organism: Nicotiana tabacum (common tobacco)
Lineage: Eukaryota; Viridiplantae; Streptophyta; Magnoliopsida; Solanales; Solanaceae
Source: RefSeq, a predicted model, not a curated record
UUUUGUUCUAUUUGGCCUAAAACAACUGUUUCAACCCUCCUUUAUCUCAAAAUUUUCAACUUUGCCACAAAAUAUAGAGAGUCAAUGUGACAUGUGGAAAGAGAGACCGGUUUGGCUUGCAACCAACAACCUCAAAAAGAAAGAAAAGAAAGUAAUUUGGUUUCAAGAAUGGAGAGUGUGUUCAGUGAACCCAAUGGUAUAUGGGUUUUUUGGAGUGAACGUGAUGAUGCAGAGCAGCUUCUGAAUCACUUCUCCCGUACAAGAUAUUCACCAUCAUGGUUGCCAUUGAAUUUUGUGCUUGCCACACCUUAGAAGAAGAACUUCUCAUUCACUUGAAAAUUUAUCCUGGAUAUAAAGGUCUGAACUUUCAAUCCUCAACCUAUUCUUUUGACUUGCUCUGAGAUUAUCAUUAGUAGUACUGCUUCGCGGAUUUGAAUUCAAGGAAAUUCCUUAAAUUAGAUAUAGGUAACUUAAUUGCUUUGGCCAAUCAGUAAAAUUGUUGCUACAAGCCUUUUACAAAACCUGGGAGUAAUAUUCUUUGUACUACCUAAAUGUAGCUUUAGGCUACAAGUAAAGAAGGGCAGUUUGGUGCACUAAGCUCCCGCUAUGCGCGGGGUCCGGGGAAGGGCCGGACCACAAGGGUCUAUUGUACGCAGCCUUACCCUGCAUUUAUGCAAGAGGCUGUUUCCACGGCUCGAACCCGUGAUCUCCUGGUUACAAGACAGUAACUUUACCGGUUAGGCUACAAGUACUAAUACAAUAUUUGUGCAUGCCACAACUGCAGAUGUUGUUACUAAACGCAUGACAAUCAAGGAAAGAGUUAAGAUUGCACUCCAACGUGUAGAGAAAUUAUCCUGCAAUUAUCUUAUUCAGUUCUGGGCUAGUAUUGUAAUUUAUGGCCAGACUUUCCUAACAACUUCAGAUCAGCCUUUUGGUCUUACCAGACUAGAUGGUGGACUAUGUUCGUACAGGCACAAGUGCUUGAGCCGGGCAAUUCCUGUUGAGCUGAAGAACGGUACCCAAUGUGAAAAUGACCUUGGUCCCCCCGGACAUGUGUUCAAACAUAGGCUGCCUGAACUAUGUACAGACGUGAAGAAUUACUGCAAACAAGAAUUCCCUUUACGGGCUGAUGCUGUAGCCUGGGGCAUACAAUGGUGUUAUGAUGUCCCUGUCUUUGAUCCAUCUUGAGACACCUUUGUUGGGGUCCUUGAGUUGGUCACCAGUCACCUAACAAACGAAUGGAUAUUUUCGAAACUCUGUCUUGCCCAUUUUUAAGAUGCUCCAGGUGGUGGACUUGAAAUCUCCGGAUUCAUAUUGUCCGCUUAAUUUGAAAGUUUUGGAUGACCGGGAAUGUGCUCUUGGUGGAAUAUACAAGGCAAUCGAAAUGGUAUGUCAAAAACAUCAAUAUCUCUUUGCUCAGAUUUGGGUCAGUGUUGCUGAUUCAUGGUGCACGGGAAAAGCUAUCACUGUUAGACAACGACACAUUGCAAUCAGUGAUAACCAAAACUUAAGUUUAUUCAAAUAUGCGAGUGGUAUUCAAUACAUAUUAGAAGGCUACAGUGUUGUAGGUAGGGCUUUCUCAUCAAAAUCUUCGUGCUUUUGCCGAGAUGUAACACAGUUGAGCAUAAUGGAAUACCCCUUGGUAACUUGUGCUCGCGAAGCUGGUUUAACUGGUUGUUUUGCAAUCUGUUUAAGUUCUCCAGGCAAUGAUGACAAUGUUUACAUACUAGAGUUCUUCUUGCCCCCAAAUGAGCUUCUGCAUAGGAAUCUACAAGACUUCCUGAAGUUGGUUUUGGACACGGUGAAACAACAGUUGCACUUCUUUAAGGUUGCAGUUGGACAUGAUUUUGAAAAGAAGUUACCUGUUGAAGGCAUCAAGAUUUCUUCUGACGAUGAACUUGAUUCUUUUAAUAUCUGUCAAACUACUAAGGAACUGCAUAAUGUUGAGCCAUUGCCAAAUGGAGGAAAGUUGAUGUUGCUUGACACACCAAAUCAGCAGUCUCUUUCUUCCGAAACAAAUCAGCAACUGAGUUUGGAUAUUAAUGAGAUAAAUGCUGAAAGGGAUAGCAUAGCUGUAAGUGAAGAACAGUGCAAUUCCGCUGGAUCUUCAACUAGCGCUAAAACCUCUCAAAACAAAGAAAGAAAACUGCAGCUGGAAUUAUCAACACGACUGGCAAAGCAGGGAGCAAAUGCUGUGAACAAAAGAAAAAAUGGUAAACGGACAUUAACCUCUGAGUCAGAGAUUCAGAAAGAAAGAGAGAGGAUAGAACGCGAUCAUAACAUCAACCUCAAAAAAAUUGAAGACCGCUCGUCAAUGACUGAAGAUGCCGCUGCUGAUGAUUUGGGAGUUGGCAAAUCAACGGUGAAGCGUAUAUGUAGAUUAUACGGUAUAACUAGAUGGCCGCCCAAGAAUAAGGAGAAGAAAAGAAAAUGCUCCCCCUCUCGUAAAAUGAAAUCCAUCCUCCCUGCUGAGGAAGACGUCAAUGCUAGUACAAAAUUCCAGCAAUCUUCUGAUUCGCCUAACAAGGAAGACACAAUUAAUGGAGCUAAAGUUGGAGCACAUGUUACAGAAAUCCGAGAUGGUACAGCUGUGAUUACAAAGGUGAAAUAUGGAGAUAGGNGGAAGGAAGAGUUCAGUUUUAAAAAAAAAAAAGUGGCAGUCCGAUGCACUAAGCUACUGCUAUGCGCGGGGUCCGAGGAAGGACCGGACCACGGG